This is a messenger RNA of Gossypium raimondii (Peruvian cotton), 3004 nucleotides long. RefSeq names its product CRM-domain containing factor CFM3A, chloroplastic/mitochondrial. The record is from RefSeq and is a predicted model, not a curated record. Gene Ontology annotation, molecular function: mRNA binding. The transcript has 9 exons. Gene Ontology annotation, biological process: RNA splicing, via transesterification reactions. Bases 226 to 2787 code for a protein of 853 amino acids. Lineage: Eukaryota; Viridiplantae; Streptophyta; Magnoliopsida; Malvales; Malvaceae.
AAGAAACCCAAACUACGAAACAGACCUCAGAUAUUUCUUCCCCGCCAGCCAUGGAUAAUAUAUAUCAUUAACAUGUUUCAGCAGUUAAGCCUUCCAGUUAGAAACCCCACGAAACUACCUUGAAAUCCUUAGCCUUCUUCAAAAUUUUAAUCCAAAUACCCUUUGUUAAAUUACCCAAUCCUUUGGUUUUUUUUUUUUUUUUCCUUUUAUUUCUUCAUCUAAUCAAUGACUCUAUUUCAUCCAACAACAACAACGAAAACAACCUUCUUGGAUUCAUUUCAAACCUCUCUCUCCAGGUUCCAUGGCCUCCCUCUCCCUUUUUUCAGGUACAGUUCUUCUCAUUUCCCUCUCAAAACCCUAAAUUUUUGUGCUAGUAAACAUGCCAUAACUUCAAACGCACAAAUUCACCCAAACCCAGAAAGCAAAACCAAAGCUUUUCCCACCUUUUCAAGUAAUUGGUUAGAUAAUUGGAACAAAACCCACAAAAGAAAUGGGCCUAAACCGCCGAAAACAGUGUUCAAUUAUAGGAAAGAUGGAAAUUUAUGGAGCUUGUCUUAUUCAAAGAGUGAUAACAAUGGGAGCGGCAGCAGCAGUACAAUGGAGAAAAUAGUGGAGAAAUUGAAGAAAUUUGGGUACAUUGGAGAGGAAAAUGAGCAGAAAGAAGAACAACCAAGGAAAGUGAUUGAAAGAGGGUCUAUAGAGGAUAUGUUUUAUGUGGAAGAAGGAAUGUUACCAAAUACUAGAGGUGGGUUUUCAAAGGAGUCACCUUUGGGGAUGGAAACUGAAUUUGGAAGUGAUGGGGAAAUAAUGUUUCCAUGGGAAAAGAGGAAGGAAGAACAGGAAGAAGGGAAGUGGACAGCAAGAGGAGAUAACAAGGCUUCAUUGGCUGAAUUAACUCUGCCUGAGUCUGAACUUAGGAGGUUAAGGAACUUGACAUUUCGGACAAAGAGUAAAAUGAGAAUUAAGGGUGCUGGUGUUACUCAAGAAGUGGUUGAUACAAUUCAUGAGAAGUGGAAGACUAUGGAGAUUGUGAGGUUAAAGGUUGAGGGGGCACCUGCUCUUAAUAUGAAAAGGAUGCAUGAAAUAUUGGAGAGAAAAACUGGAGGAUUGGUAAUUUGGAGGUCCGGGACUUCCAUUUCUUUAUAUAGAGGGGUGAGUUAUGAGGUUCCUUCAGUGCACCUGAACAAACAAAUAUAUAAGAGAAAUGAGAUGUCUACAUAUUCAUCACCCCUGGUGUCUGAUAAAACUGAGGAUCCAUCCGGCUUGGUGCCUCAUAAAGAUGUGGCUCCACCUCAAAGUAACUCUGAAACUGCUACUGAGGAGCAUAAAAAUACAGAGCCAUUGCCAGAAAUAAAGUAUGAGGAUGAAGUAGACAAGCUGUUAGAGGGCCUAGGUCCCAGGUAUGCAGAUUGGCCAGGAUGUGACCCGUUACCAGUUGAUGCUGAUUUGCUUCCUGGAAUAGUUCCCGGAUAUCAGCCUCCGUUUAGAGUACUUCCUUAUGGAGUAAGAUCUUCUCUUGGGGUAAAGGAAGCAACGUCUUUGAGGAGACUUGCCAGAGUUCUUCCUCCACAUUUUGCUAUAGGUAGAAGUAGGCAACUCCAAGGUCUGGCGGUGGCCAUGACUAAAUUGUGGGAAAAAAGUUCUAUUGCAAAGAUUGCACUUAAACGAGGAGUACAACUGACUACUAGUGAGAGAAUGGCUGAAGAUCUCAAGAAAUUGACAGGGGGCAUUCUUCUCUCUAGAAACAAAGACUUCUUGGUCUUCUACAGGGGAAAGAACUUUUUGUCUGCAGAUGUUGCUGAAGCAUUAUUGGAAAGGGAAAGAUUGGCCAAGUCCCUGCAAGAUGUGGAGGAGCAGGCACGGUUAAGAGCGUCAGCUUUGUUUGCACAAAGCACUGAAGUAGCUGAGCAAUCAGGAGCUGCAGGUACCCUCGGAGAAACUUUGGAUGCAGAUGCUAGAUGGGGAAAGAGGUUGGAUGAUCAUCAUAAGGAAAAAGUGUUGAAGGAAGCAGAAAUCUUGAGGCAUGCGAACCUAGUCAGGAAACUUGAAAAGAACCUGGCUUUUGCUGAGCGAAAGCUAUUGAAAGCUGAACGAGCUUUAUCUAAGGUUGAGGAUUAUUUAAAACCAGCUGACCGGCAGGCAGAUCCAGAAAGUAUAACUGAUGAGGAAAGGUUUAUGUUUCGCAAGCUCGGGUUAAGGAUGAAAGCUUUCUUACUUCUUGGUAGACGUGGAGUUUUCGAUGGUACUAUAGAAAACAUGCACUUGCACUGGAAAUACAGGGAAUUGGUAAAGAUCAUCAUGAAGGCUAAAAAUUUUGAUCAGGUAAAAAAGGUUGCAAUAGCACUCGAAGCUGAAAGUGGUGGAGUUUUGGUUUCAGUUGAUAAAAUCUCCAAAGGAUAUGCCAUAAUUGUUUACCGAGGAAAGGAUUAUGAGCGACCUUCUACAAUAAGGCCAAAGAAUCUUUUAACGAAGAGGAGGGCUUUGGCACGUUCAAUUGAGCUUCAAAGACGCGAGGCUCUUGUAAAGCAUAUUUCAGCUCUGCAGGCUAAAGUGGAGAAACUAAGAUCUGAAAUAGAUCAAAUGCACAGUAUGGAUGCCCGAGGAGACGAGGAAUUCUACGACAGAUUAGAUUCUUCCUAUCCUAGUGAUGAUGAUGAUGACACCGAGGAGGAAGGAGAUGAGGCAUAUCUUGGGACAUAUGACGGUGAAAAUGAUGGAGAAGAAGAAAAUGAUGAUCUUCAUUUAGAAACAAAUUUCCCUUUCCAUAACCAACACCAGGAGUCUUGAAUGGAAUCCGCUGUUCCCUAAGAGACAAACCGGUGAAGCAGUGAAAACAGGUGUCAAAGAGCAACAAUCAAGAAUGUAAUAUGGUUAAAAGUAAAGUGAGUUUUGGGGUUAUAUUUUUAUGUAAUCUAUUUAAGGGUAAAGUUGUCGUGGUAAUUAUUACAAUUUUUUUUAAAUAAAUAAUUACACCUACCCACCGAAGCAACCCAUUGGUCAAGCA